Molecule: messenger RNA, 1872 nt
Organism: Trichoderma aggressivum f. europaeum
Lineage: Eukaryota; Fungi; Ascomycota; Sordariomycetes; Hypocreales; Hypocreaceae
Exons: 2
Coding region: 1-1872 (623 amino acids)
Source: RefSeq, a predicted model, not a curated record
AUGGACGAUAAUCACGAACUACGAGACUUAGAAGUCCAAUCUCCCGAGCAUGACCGUGAACACCUCCUUGGAGACAACCAUGAGGAAUCCCCUCCUAUCGCCGACCAGCCUCCACCACCAGACAAAGCUCCAACACAACGGGUGCAGCCGCCAAGUCGGCAUCAGCAACUACGCUCGAGAUGGCGUUCGAUAGCCUGGAAGGCAGAAGUUUCGAGUUGGAUCGCCAGUGCCAGCUGCUUCAUUGCCCUUGUCAUAGCCUUGAGGGUCUUUGAUGGCCAUCCCCUGCCGCAGCUAAAGUUCGGUAUCACUCCUAGUGCUAUUGUUCAAAUCUUGUCAACCCUCGGCGAGUUUUUCUUGGAGAUAUCUUAUGGCGCCGGUGUUGGACAGCUAAAGUGGCUAAAUGCGUUGCAAAAGAAACCGUUGGCCGACUUUCACACCAUUGAUGAAGCCAGCAGAGGCGCUUGGGGAAGCGUAGUACUCAUUGCUAGUCGCAGAGGGGGUUUAGUUGCAGCCUUGGGAGCCUUCAUCACCAUAGUUGCCCUAGGCAUCGGUACCUUCGUUCAACAGGCCCUAAACUACGAUACGAUCUACACAGCCUCUGGUGGAAAUGCACUGAUGCCUAUUGCGCAGUAUAUGAACGGUGUCGGUUCGGCGCCCAUUGAUCACGGAGGGACUAUAGAUGGAGUUGACUCGGUGCUCACUUCAGCCCCCUACCUAGCUUUCUUCAACCCCCCUGGUACGAACUUUACCGCGACGGCACAUUGCAGCACUGGUAAUUGCACAUGGAGCUCGUACCAGACAUUGGGGUUCUGCAACACUUGCAAAAACCUCACACGGCAACUGAAAAGAGAUAAAAUACGCAUCGUUCCGCAUAAACUUACCGACGAAGCUUAUGAGACAAAUGUAUAUACUUUACCGAAUGGCUUUGGGCUGACGGGCAUUCAACCAGGGGAAAUGAACAACAAAGUCGAUUUCUCCAUCACGAACGGAGUUGUCAAUGUGUCCACGACGAUUGCCCCAGAGAGAUGGGACUCGGUUGCAUUUCCACAUAAUGGCUCGGUGCUGUUGAGCGCUUUCGCUGUCGCCGCUGCUCCCGGCACAAUUCCUGAGCAACCAGAUCAGACAAAAUUCUCUCCCGAUGAGAUGGUAGGAGACAUGUAUGCGGCACCGGUGGCCUUUGAGUGCAUGUUGCAGUUUUGUGUUCGAAACAUGAGCGCCAUCUUCGUCAAUGGAACAUUACGCGAGACGGUAACUUCUGUAUGGACAAACGAAACACAGGGAUUACUUCCUCAGUAUGAACAUUACACGUUUCGUCCACCUCACUCGGAGGAGUUCCGUGUUCUAGGUACUUCGAAGGAUUCGACAGCCGACUGGCUCAACUUUCUACUUGUGGGAAGUGCAUAUUCAAGCGAUGUCGACUCACUCGGAUUUGCCGCUUCUUCAGAUCUCAUGCAGAUAGUUCGAAUAGCCAUGAACAGCUCAGAGGCGGGGUUUCCUGACUUGAUGGACAAUUUGGCCAACAGUCUAUCUCUCAGCCUUCGGAGUGCGUCCUACCAGCCAUCACCCAUACAUGGCAAAGCAUUUUCUCCAAUUAGCCACGCUGUUGUGACUUGGGAAUGGCUUAUUCUACCCGCAUUCGAGCUGGUGGCCUCUCUGGUGUUUUUGGUGAUAGUUAUGAUGAGAACGAGAAAGGCUGGCUUAGUGCCGUGGACAAACAAUAUACUGGCAGUCUUUUUUCACGGGUUUGAUCAACGACCUGUUAUACAUGGCGUCGAUGAGAGUGAGACGGCUAUGGAAAAGGAAUCUGACGGAUUGCUUGUACAAUUCCAAGCAAGGGAAGAAGGAGGGAGGAUAGUCAACGUGAACUCAUAA